Molecule: messenger RNA, 1433 nt
Organism: Pieris napi
Lineage: Eukaryota; Metazoa; Arthropoda; Insecta; Lepidoptera; Pieridae
Product: farnesyl pyrophosphate synthase 2-like
Exons: 7
Coding region: 243-1370 (375 amino acids)
Biological process (GO): trans, trans-farnesyl diphosphate biosynthetic process
Cellular component (GO): cytoplasm
Molecular function (GO): dimethylallyltranstransferase activity; (2E,6E)-farnesyl diphosphate synthase activity
Source: RefSeq, a predicted model, not a curated record
CAAUGUACAUUACAGUUUUACGUAGACCACGCGGACGUCGUGAUGAAGUUAUUAAGUACCUACUGCACGUCCGCUAAAUAAAAAUCGAUACAAAUUUGAGUUUGUUUGUCUUGCCAAUGCCGAGUUUAGGUGUACUACUCUUUGUUGCGACACAAUCGACAGUCUGAACUGGUGUCUUUUUAAGUGUAUCCGAGUGCCAGUUAGAUUAAGAAGAUUUACCGAUUGAAAAAUAAUUUUUCAAAAUGUGGAAAUUAUUGAAUGGCAGCAGAUGUUUUGUGCCACGAUCCUUAACACGCCAAUACAGCAGUACUGCGAUCUCAACAUCGGAGUAUAAACGGGAAAUGCAAAAAUUUCAAGGUGUAUACCCCAGCAUUAUUGAUACCCUUAAGAAGAAUCCAGCCUUGGCUAAAAACCCAGAGUCCAUGGACUGGUUAAAAACGAUUUUCGAAUAUAACCUUAAAGGAGGCAAAAAAGUUAGAGCGAUGACGACAUUAUCAGCAUACAAAACAUUACAGACACCAGCCGACAUCACUGACGAAUCCCUACAUAUGGUACAGGUUUUAGGCUGGUGCGUCGAAAUGGUACAGGCAUAUUUCCUGAUGGCGGACGAUAUUUUGGAUCGAUCUUCGACACGGAGAGGUCAACCAUGUUGGUAUUUAAUACCGAAAGUUGGGACUCAAGCCGUGAAUGAUUGCAGCCUUCUUUUGGGUGCAGUGUACGAAAUCUUGAAGGAGUACUGUGGAAAAUUGCCAGUGUAUAACAGUAUAGUACAUUUAAUUAACGAAUCCAUAUUCUACACAUCCAUCGGACAAAACCUCGACUACACAAUGGCUCGUCGCAAUGACUACACACUGUAUACUCUGGAGCGAUAUACGAACAUAGUCACAUAUAAAACAGCAUACUACACUUUCAAGUUGCCGGUAUUCCUAGGAUUGUACCUAGCCUCCGAUGUGCCUCAGCAUUCGCAUAAAACGUCUGAACAAAUCUGUUUGGCUUUAGGAUUCCUAUUUCAAAUGCAAGACGACUAUAUCGAUUGCUUUGCUUCUGAAGAGGCAACGGGCAAGUUGGGCUCCGACAUUCAAGAAGGUAAAUGUACAUGGUUAGCCGUGCAAGCUCUUAAGAUUUCAACUCCCGCGCAGCGUGUAACCUUCUUAGCGAACUAUGGAAGGCACGAGAAGGAUCAAGUCGUGGCCAUCAAGAUGCUUUACAAAGAGCUCGACUUGCCUGCGCUUUAUUAUCAAGAGGUGGCAAAGUGCAAGAAGACUAUCCUAGAUAUCUCUCAACAACUCGAUAUUCGAACCAAUGCAUUAUUUGAAAAUCUCGUGGAUGAUGUAUUAAAGCACCACCAAAAUCGUCCCCAGUCAUCCUAAGUAUGACUAAUCAUAUCAUUAUCAUGCAUAGUUUAGAGUACAUAAUAAAUCAUUGUUUACUAA